Puccinia graminis f. sp. tritici CRL 75-36-700-3 is the source of this 1515-nucleotide messenger RNA. RefSeq lists its product as uncharacterized. The transcript has a single exon. Lineage: Eukaryota; Fungi; Basidiomycota; Pucciniomycetes; Pucciniales; Pucciniaceae. Bases 1 to 1515 code for a protein of 504 amino acids. The record is from RefSeq and is a predicted model, not a curated record.
AUGGCUGCUCCAAAACAAAAAUGUCAAAUUGUAGGCUCACGUACAAGGCAGCAAGUUGGCCAAGAAACAAAAUCAAAGUGCAUUCGGAUCGUCGAUUUGCCCAAUGAUUCAAUUCAUUUUUCACCAGUGGACCAGUGCAGAAAGAAACCAGCAAACAAACCACGGAAAUUUCCUACUAAUUCCGUCACACCCCAGACAUGCGGGACCAAAGUCAAAACCUCCUUGGGGGUCAUCCCAUUGCUUAAGCCUAUGAAAACUCUUGAACAUUCAAUUUGCUCACAAAAAGAAUCAAAGAAACCAGCCCAAGGAGCCUCGGAAGAUAUUAUUGAAUCAUACUCUGAAGCUGAAGGGAAAGACGCUCCAAUCCAAUCAGAGAGUAUCAACUCAAUCCCUGAUGAUUACAGCCAAUUCAAGGCCGACCUUGAAGCUGAACCCACCUUGUACCAUGACUCUGAGGAGGAGGACAAAAUUCUAACAUCGUCCCAAUCUUCUGAUCAUAACUUGGAAAUGAAGAUAACAAAAGUGCCAUCGGGCAGAGAAUUUAAUCACUUGGCGAGCGGCUCUUUCUCAGAGGCUCAGAACAAGGAAUCAGGCAAGAACCAAAAAUCCCAAACAAUAUUUCGGAAAAAAUUUAAUGAAGUGCAGACGGAGGCUCUUGAAGGUUCGAAUCCAAAAACCGCAUUGAAGUUCAAAGUCUCACCCACCAAACAUUGGCUGGAGGGUGACUCCUUUUCACCAAAAACCCAUGCAUCCUCCCAGAGUCCUACUUUUGACUCAGAUAUCCGUGCCAAGCCUUGCAAAAAUUUCACCAACUCCAAAGAGCCAAAGGGAAAAAAGCGCCAAAUCUCUGAGUCCUUGAAAAUGUCUGAUAUGCGCCCGCAAUUCGCCGUACAGAAGGAUGAAAUCAGUUCCAGUUCAAAAAUGAAAAAACUAACCAAACCUUCGAUCCCAUCUGUCUUUGCUGGCCUGAAAAAAACAGUCAAAACCAGAUCGUCUGCCAGACUGACUGCUAGAAAGAUAUCCAAUCCAUUUGAAGACGGUCAAAGACCCUUGACAAUUGCUGAGGCCAGUGGCUCAAAGGGCUUGGGGGGAGCAGCAGACAGGGGUGUUGCUCCGAGUCCUCAUUUAUCUAGAAUACAAUUGGGGCCCUCUGAGAGCAGCAAGGAAUUUCUGAGGAACCCUGAUGAUCCGAUCCAAGCAAAACACCUUAGGUUUGAGUUCCCUUGGAAUGAUCUUGCACGACCAAAUGCCAGCCAAUCCAGAACAGACAAAAGUGGCCUUUUGAAAAGGGAUUCUCAACCUCUGGCUGAGGAGGCUCAAACUAGGGACAGCAAACAGAGGAAGUUUCAAUCCCACAUCCUGAACACCAAAAACAAUCUGUUCAAGUCAGCAGCUCCAAAAACAAGUACACAGUCUCGGUUCAACCCCAAGGGUUUAAUUGACGUUAAUUAUCUUUCUGAAUUACCCUUGCAUUAUUCUUAUUUUGAAGUCAGUAAAAUGCACUUCACUUUAUGA